Molecule: messenger RNA, 641 nt
Organism: Spinacia oleracea (spinach)
Lineage: Eukaryota; Viridiplantae; Streptophyta; Magnoliopsida; Caryophyllales; Amaranthaceae
Exons: 2
Coding region: 4-360 (118 amino acids)
Source: RefSeq, a predicted model, not a curated record
CCCAUGGCUCACGUGGGAUCUUUGGUGGGUCCCGAAGCUGCACGGGAGAAUCUUCUUCGGGCCAACCCGCAGUGGAGGGUUCCUGGAGCUGAGGAGAGGAACCCAGCUAUGAUGGCCCAAUAUUAUCUGAAUGAGGCUGUUUUCUGGUCCUCGUUCGCUUCCGAGUGUAGCUCGGUUGAGGAGAGGCAACUGAGGAGGUAUCAGGAGGCUUAUGCUCGUGAUAUCCCUGUCUUGGACCAGAAGGCUGGGCAGCUCAUGGCCGAGAUGGUGGAGAUCAAGCAACUGUACCUUCAGUACAGUCGUGAGGCUAGGGAAGCGGCGGAACAGAUCGGGGCCGAAGUUGGGAAGCUCACUUUCUAGGUUGAAGAGGAUGCUGAAAAGAUAGCUUCCUUCGACAGGGAGAGGAGAGAAAUGGCUGCCAAGUUUGCGAGCGAACUUGAAGAAAAAGACAGUCUUCUCAAGGAGAUGACGUCUAAAUUUGAGGCGGCCAUUAAGCAGAGCUAGGAAGCGGAGGCGAGGCUUCAGCAGUUUAUCAAGCACCGGGAGAUUGUUCAGAAUCAAGCUGACAAGGUGCCCGUUCUCCAGCUGAAGAUCCGAGAGAAGGAUGCUGCCAUUCGGAAGUUGGAGCAAGAGAGAGUUGA